UGGAAGGGGACUCCAGUCAUGAUGUCCUGCCUGGCCCCUCAGAUCGAGCCUCAGGCCGCGGGCCCUUCCUCCCUCUGCUGCUCCCGCACGGUAUGACCGUCAAAGUGCAGGGACUCCAUGCUAUAGAGGAGCUUAGGGUAAAUGUCCGAGGACAAUGGACCCCUCUGGUGGAGUUAGCCGAGCAGUGUGGCUACACAUUUGACAGACAAGAUGCAGAGAUUAUAAUCGCUGCUGCAUUCUUUACGUGUGGCAUCAAAGUAAAGGAUGGGAAAUACACACUUUCUCUUCAGAUAGGAGAGAAGACCUUCACACUGGCCUGUCCCGUCUCUCCCCCUGAAGAACUCCCCCAUCAGCCUGUGGUCAACGGCCCUCAUCCUCUAACCAGAGGGCCAGCAGAGCACACGCCAGAAGCCCUGGAACCAUUUCCUUGGGCCCCACCUUUUUACUUGGCCCCGCCUUACUAUCCACACCCCACAUAUCACCACAAGUAUCAUCGUCCUGAUAGACACACCGCAGAUAUCCCUCCUACUCCCUCAUCUUCGACUCCUGACCCUAUGUUUGUUCCUCAGCCUCUCCCUGCUGUUGAUUCCCUCUCAGACUAUCAGAACUAUUACUCUCACCUGAUUCCUGUCAGUGUCCACAGUUCUCUGUCAUCUACAGAUGAUACGAAGGAUUCAGGUCGGGUGUAUCCAGAUCUGCAAGGACCUCCCGUGUUGGGUGUCUCUGAGAGGCACAGUGCUGCCCAUUCCCUCUCCUCAGACACAGGCUUAGCGAUUCAAGUUGAAUCCCCACCUCCUCUCCAGCCCCCCAGCCAUGCCUUCAAUCCAUACUAUCACUACUACCAUCACCCUAAAAUCCCUCUUCCUGGCCCACCUCAAGACUCUGAUCCAGGUCCAGAGGCUCCAGGAGAACUGUCUUUAACUAAUCCUAAUAACCCUGAAUAUCCGGUGUUGCCCCCCAACAAGCAGCAGUCUGAGGCUCUCCGCAGGGUCAAAACACACCAGUUCCUUCAGCCUGAGACUGAGGCUGCUCCUCAUCCUUCCACCCUUCCAACUAGCCCUCCCAGAGCCUCUGCACCAUAUCCACCUGAUUCUCCACAGCCCUACCAAUACCACUACUCCUAUUUCUUUCCACAUAUUGCAAGGGGUGAGGCCGGAAGAUUGGCUCCUAUAAAUCCCGACACGGCAGGAAAAAACUAUUUGUCUGAUCAGAGCUCAAAGUCUAGUGCCUUUGUUAAUCUACUUCCUCGCUCAUCACAAGUAAAUGACAAAUACAACUUAAAUACUAACAUUGAGUCACAAAAUGCAGAUAAAAUUAUUAUCUUUCAAAACAAUAUGCCAGAAGGGAUCAAGCAUCCACUUUUGUCUGAAGAAGAUGAUGAUAUAAAAGUAGAUCUGGAUGACAAAAAGAGACUCUCUGCCCCAGCGGCCCCAGGAGUCCAACCUCCCCUCCCCCCGACUUACCUUCCUCGACCCAACGCUGUUGUUGCAGCUCCUCCUCCUGAACAACCCUCCUUCCCCACUCCACCACCCAACCAUAAUCAUCCUCCUUACCCAUACUACUACCACCCUUAUUAUCACUACUAUCAGAUGUAUUAUGGCCCUGAGAGUUUACUCAACGCUGACAAUCACGUGUCUCCAACUUCCUCCAAAGAAGCUUUAGAGCAUCUAGCUCGAGCGUCUUCCUCCCUUUCUCAGUUUCCAUCCUAUCCCAAUCAUCAAACUACUACUCCACCUACAAAAUCAACAUAUGCUGUUUACAAUGGGCCCCUACAUCCUUACUACUAUCAUUAUUCCCAUCAUAAUACUAAGCAACAACCAUAUGAUGCUUUUGGACGUCCUGGUGGAGAAGAAUCAGGAGAGAGGCUGGAUAAUGGAAUGAAAGACUGUACAGUGGGACAGCAUGUAAUCUUUGCGGUGCCGGACUCUGUGAUGGAGCCCACAGUGGCCCCUCCCUCUGAGCUCAGUAAUGUGUCCUGCACACUGCAGAAGCUGACCUCUGACAUCUACACUGUACCCCUGGACGGCUGUGGAGUAAGCAAACAUGUAAGGAACACUUCUAUGCACAACCCCAUAAAGGUUUUUGGUCAGACAGUGGUUCAUCUGUUGGAAGUCUAUGGUAUCCACUCUCUUCAACAAGACCACAGCUCUGAGCUAGAGAAAUCUCCUGUCAGGUUGAUGGUGGAAUGUAGUUCCUCCCCGGGUUCUUCUGGUGAAGUGAGGCUCCAUGUGAUGGAUCAACCCACUCCACCUCCCGUUCACUCUACACCAGCCACUCUCAUUGUGCUACUGAGAAUUGCCACAGAUGAGUCCUUCACCAGCUUCCACCCCGAGGCUCACCUGCCUCUGAGCCUCAUGCGAGGCAGACCAGUUUACGUGGAGGUGAGUCUGCUGGACCCUCCAGUUCCAGGCCUGGUGCUGCUGGUCCACUCCUGCCUGGCUUACACUCAAGCUCCAUACGCCAGCUGGAUGCUGGUCUAUGAUAGCUGUGAUUCACAGCUGCUUCCUUCCCUGCACUCUGGCCCCCACCACAUCCGGAGGUUCGCCAUCUCUGGCUUCCUGCCUCUUCACUCAGAAAGUCCCUCAUGCACGGCUGAGGGAGGAUACUCUCACCUGGAGGACCCAGAGAUCUACUUCUUUUGCUUGACAGAAGUGUGCUCUGCUGCAGAUGGGGACUGCACUGUGGGCUACAUCAACAGUCCAAACAGUGACGCGUGGGCAAUGAAAUAAACAAUUUUACACAGCUGCACUCUUGUUUUGUUUCAUGGAAAUAACAGAUACACAAGUCUUAGUGAAGAGAAGAGCAAAAGCCCUUGAUGGAAUAUUUAUUAAAACUUGCGUGAACGUAAAAACAAAAUAGUGCAAUGCAAUAGUAAGGGAAAGAAAACAAGCAAUACACAAACAAUUCAGCGGUCUUCUUUCUAAACAGGACACUUAAUAUAUUUCUAAUUGGUCCGAAAGCUUUUGGCAGGAACAUAAAGGAAUAAAAAAGUUGAACUAAAAUGUCACUUAAUGGCAAUAUGUUUCCCAGCGUUUACAGGAAGGCAUAACGUGAUGCUUCACAGCUCUAAAGCACUCAACAUGUUCAUACAGUCAGUUUAGUAGUCUCAAACGGUACCGGAUGACUGAGGAAAGCCUGCAGAAUAUUUCUGUCACACACAAGAAUUCCCCUUACUUUAUUUUUCUAUAAACCCUGACUGGAAGAAAUGAAUCGGAAUGCAGUUUUUGCAAAACUAAAGCAACGUAUAAAUCACGCGUGUACAAAUGGGACAUUACACUUCUAUAGCAUGAAAAUGAAUUGACCGUAACAAGAAAGUUGCGAUAAAGUGAAACUCCCAUUCCAACACUGUCAUGUGAUCUAACCUUAUAUGAACACUUGAAGAAAAUGGUCCCUUUUGCAUUUAAACACGCAUGAUUAAUUCUAAAGAAAAUGGUCCCUUUUGCAUUUAAACACGCAUGAUUAAUUCAAACAGUGAUACUUGCCAGUGGCUCAGUGAGUAUUUAACUCAUUAAGGUAUAAAACACUGCUCAUUAAUAAUCGCUUAAAUGUGUAACAGACAUGGAAGUUUCCUAUUCUUGUAAUUAAAGGGACGUGUCCGAUUACUUAUCGUAUGCCAACAGUGAUGUAGAGGCCUGUCAGGCUAGAACGCACUUGCUGUCUAGCUGUGACAGUUUCUAGCCUGAUGAAUAAUGGCUAAUACCAAGCAACAUCCAUUUCACUGAGAGUUGCUGCAUGAUUAUUUAAAAAAAAAAAAACACUAUCAAAUAUUGAUGGUUGGCAACAGCUCUGAACAAAGCAGAGGUUUUUGUUUUUUUUGUUUAAAAGGUGUCAAAUUAUCAGCACAGUGUGAUGUUUUAGGAUAUAAAAUUGAAUUCAGUUCUAAAACCAGUGUCAUCAGUAGUUCACAUACAGAGACAAAUCUGUAAACACGUAUUUGUUGGUUGAGCCUGAAUUUCCAGCGAUGGACGUCGUCGAUCAGGCAGAGGAGUGGGGGGGAGGUUGAAAACUGAAUCCUCUUGCUAGUACACAGUGGAAUAGUACGCAGUGACCCCCUGCUGGUCUUUCUUGGUCUGUUUCAGGAGGAUAGCGGUGCAGACCAGGGCAGUAAUC
Anoplopoma fimbria (sablefish) is the source of this 4110-nucleotide messenger RNA. RefSeq lists its product as uncharacterized. Gene Ontology annotation, molecular function: structural constituent of egg coat; acrosin binding. NCBI's taxonomy places the organism in Eukaryota, Metazoa, Chordata, Actinopteri, Perciformes, Anoplopomatidae. Gene Ontology annotation, cellular component: egg coat. Gene Ontology annotation, biological process: prevention of polyspermy; binding of sperm to zona pellucida. Bases 93 to 2729 code for a protein of 878 amino acids. The transcript is spliced from 10 exons. The record is from RefSeq and is a predicted model, not a curated record.